AUGCGGCACUACAGAAACAGAUACAGGCAGGCAGGAAAAAGGAAAAAACGUGGAGUAGCAGGAGAGGGUCAGCUCCAUUCCUCCACACUGCAGCACUGCCAGGAGCUGGCUGUGAUGGGUCUGUCUCAUAACUUGCUGCACAAACUUCCCCCAGGUUUGAAGAAUUUCCCUGAAACUAGAGCACUCAGACUGUCGAACAGCCUGGAGGAGUUCAUACACCAGAUCUGCUGCUCACUGUCCCUGCCCCAUGUUUUUGUAACGAACUCCAGACUAUGCACUGUACCUCUGUCCUUCACCAGAUUAACCAGUGUCAGGAUACUACAUCUGAAUGAAAACUGUUUUGAUAACUGUUCUAAGGGAGUAUGCACUAUGAAAAAUGUGAAAAUACCUGCAGAGGUGAAGGAACUGACUAAUUUUAAGUGCCUUUGCCAGUGUGAAAACCAAUUCAGUAUCUUUCAAAAGGAAAUCUUUCUCCUGGAGUCAUUAGAGAGAUUAUAGUUGGGACAAGAUAAAGGCAUUAAAUUCACAAGUCUGUCAGAAGACAUCAGAUUGCAAGAACUGCUCACCCAGAACAAUUACCUGUCAUCACAGCUGCCCAAGGACCUGGACAGUCUUAAGCAGCUGGAGCAGGUCCUGGUGGAUGGGAGCCCUAUGACAGACCCUCCAACUGAAGUAUGCUCUUAGGGAACAUUUGUCAUCUGGGAACACUUACGGAAAAAAGGCAUUAAAAGGCCAUGA
This is a messenger RNA of Acanthisitta chloris (rifleman), 738 nucleotides long. It is a transcript of the gene LRRIQ4, whose product is annotated as leucine-rich repeats and IQ motif containing 4. Lineage: Eukaryota; Metazoa; Chordata; Aves; Passeriformes; Acanthisittidae. The record is from RefSeq and is a predicted model, not a curated record. Gene Ontology annotation, cellular component: plasma membrane.